AUGUCUCGCCCCGAAGAUACCCUCGCGGCCGAUGUCCACUAUGACGACACCGAAGCUCGCAAGUACACCACCAGCUCCCGUAUCCAGAACAUUCAGGCCUCCAUGACCCGUCGUGCCCUCGAGCUCCUCGACCUCAAGUCUCCCAGCUUCAUCCUCGACAUCGGUUGCGGCAGUGGUCUCUCCGGCGAGAUCCUCUCGGACGUCCCCGAAGACGAAGGCGGCCCUCACGUCUGGGUUGGCAUGGACAUCAGCCCGUCCAUGUUGGAUACGGCUCUACAGCGCGACGUCGAGGGCGAUCUUUUCCUCGCAGAUAUUGGCCAGGGCGUGCCAUUCCGCGCCGGUUCCUUCGACGCCGCCAUCAGCAUCAGUGCCAUCCAAUGGCUAUGCAACGCCGAAACCAGCGACACCGCCCCGUCCACCAGACUCUCGCGCUUCUUCAACGGCCUCUACGCCUCGCUCAAGCGUGGUGGCAGAGCCGUCUGCCAGUUCUACCCCAAGAACGACGUACAAAAGCAGAUGAUCACUGCCGCCGCCGUCAAGGCUGGCUUCGGCGCCGGUCUGCUCGAGGACGACCCCAACACCAAGAACGUCAAACUUUACCUGGUUCUCACGGUCGGCAAGGACGCAACCGGUGGCAAGGACAUCAGCACUGUCGUCGAAAACAUGGACGGCGUCGAUAUCCUUGACCAGAGAAAGAAGGGCAAGGGCGGAAAGGGCGAGAUCAAGAAGGGCAGCAAGGGCUGGAUCAUCAAGAAGAAGGAGCAGAUGGAGCGCAAGGGCAAGAUUGUCAAGGCCACCUCCAAGUACACUGGUCGCAAGCGCCGUAUCCAGUUCUGA
Messenger RNA from Neurospora hispaniola, 837 nucleotides. RefSeq names its product S-adenosyl-L-methionine-dependent methyltransferase. The coding region runs from base 1 to 837 and encodes 278 amino acids. The transcript is spliced from 2 exons. Gene Ontology annotation, biological process: rRNA (guanine-N7)-methylation. Gene Ontology annotation, cellular component: nucleolus. Gene Ontology annotation, molecular function: rRNA (guanine) methyltransferase activity. Lineage: Eukaryota; Fungi; Ascomycota; Sordariomycetes; Sordariales; Sordariaceae. The record is from RefSeq and is a predicted model, not a curated record.